Molecule: messenger RNA, 816 nt
Organism: Penaeus monodon (black tiger shrimp)
Lineage: Eukaryota; Metazoa; Arthropoda; Malacostraca; Decapoda; Penaeidae
Product: glycine, alanine and asparagine-rich protein-like
Exons: 4
Coding region: 19-762 (247 amino acids)
Source: RefSeq, a predicted model, not a curated record
GCAACCACAACAACCACCAUGAUGUCUAAGAAGUUCCUGAUCGUGGCUUUCUGCCUUGGUGUUGCCGUAGCUGAGGAGAUCAACAGGGAGAAGCGCGGCUUCGUCGGGGGCCACGGCGGCGGAUCCGGCUACGGCGGCGGCGCCCACGGCAAUGGCGGCAGCUUCCUGGUGGUGGGCGGAGCCUCCGGGGGCGGCCACCACGGACCUUCUGGCGCCGACAUCGCCAACCAGGCCGCCGCGCAGGCCACCGCCGCAGCCGCAGGCUUGGGAGGCGCAGCUCACGCAGCCGCCGCAGGAGCCGCCUCCAACGCAGCCGCCGCCGCCUUCGCCGCAUCGCAGACGGCGCAGGCAGCCGCAGCCAGCAAGCAGGCGCAGGCCGCAGCAGUGACGCAGGCGGCGCAGGGCGCGCAGGCCGCUGCCUUCGCCGAGGGCUCCCUGGCCUCCAAGGCCAACAUCGCCUACCAGGCAGCCAAGCUGACAGCGUCCAUGGCCCAGGGCCUCGCCGCCAACGUGGCCACCAUCCUGUCGGAGGCCAAGGCCCUGGCCAGCCAGGCCACCACCAGCCACGCCGAGCAGCAGGCCUUCCUCAACGGCCAGAGGACCAUGGCGUGGCAGGCGCAGCAGGCCGCCAACUCGCUCAACCAGCAGCAGUACACGGCGCUCAGCGACCUGGAGGACGCCGCCGGCGCCGCCGCGCAGGCCAGGGCGGCGGCCACCAAGGCCCUCUCCAAGGCCAAGGGCGCCUCCGGCUACGGCCACUAGACAUCUGGGUGAUGAACGUAUUGGUGGUUUCUAAGCGAGAAGAUUCUUUCUCGC